AGAUCAGUGAUAACUGUACUCACCCUCCUUCAGGCCGGUCAAUCAUGGGAGAGGAAACACACAUUUUCAAAAAUUUGCUAACAUUGAUUUUUGAACCAUGUUUAAUUGUACUUACAGCCAACAACUCCACAUCAUUCUCCGAGUUGGCCGACACCUGCAGGGCGGCACAAAGGCCCAAAGCGCACAGGAAGGCGAAGAGGAACGAGUUCAUCGCUAGAUUCUGGACUCACACCUUCUAGGGAACACAGGGAUGCUGGGUAAAGAUGAGCCGGCAGCCCAGCAUGUGUUUAUCAGUGGCAAACAUGAUCUACAUGAUCCCGCCUGGCAUCCAGGCCGCAGCCUGCGCUCGAGUAGGCAACGCUCUGGGUGCAGGAGACACAGCAGGGGCGCUUCUCACCUGUAAGGUGUCGCUCUCGCUUACAGCUGCCUUUGCUGUUGUUGGAGGUAUAGCGCUCAACUCUGCCAAAUCCGUGAUUGGCUUCAUCUUCACUUCUGACCAUCAGCGGAUGGCUACAUGCAAGUGACGACCGAGUGCCCCGAUGGGAACCCAAAGAGCCAAUAUGUCAUUAAGGAGAGCGUGGACCAUCUCUCCGUUUCCCAGCUGAUCAUCCGAAGAGGCAUCGCCAUAUUUAUUGUGGUGGGUCUCCUGGUUGUGGGAGUUUGUGUGCACUUCCUGCUGCCUUUGCCAGAGAGCCCGAUCUGGAAGGCCAACUUCACAAUGGAGGUGCUCAAUGCCAUUUACAGUCCUUUGCAAACCUCUGUUACUCUGCUUGACUCUUCCUGAGGAGACGCAGAUGUUAAUCAAACAAUUAUUUGAUUCAAGGUUGCAUUAUUCAUCAGACUGUCAGUGCAGGAGUUGAUCACACACAAUUUAUCGCUUAGUUUCUGUCUUCACAAUAAAAGUGCUGCUCCAUCGCGCCUGCGCUAACAAAAUAAGAGUCUCCGAAAGCCAGCGCAAACAAGCUAGCAAGCUACGGAGUUUGCCGCCAACGUAUUUCUUGUAAAGUGUAUAAAAACGAAUAUGGAAGCUGGACAAAUAAGAUGCCAAAAAUGUGGUAUUAGACAGAAAGGAGCAACUUUUUUUCUCCUCCAUUUGAAAACGUGGACGUUAGCAGCACUGCUGUCUGAUUCCUAUCAAUGCAAGUCAUCACAAUCAUACCAACUUAUAUUCUUGUCUUCAUGAAAGAAAGGAAUCUAUAUGUUAAACAUGCAUGUAUAUUCAUUAAAACACCUCUAACAUGUGAACAAAAACGGCAAAAUAAAUAAAUAUAAAUUAUUUACUGUAUAUAUAAAUGUCUAUGUAUGUAUGUAUAUAUAUAUAUAUGUAUGUAUGUAUGUAUGUAUGUAUAUAUAUAUAUAAUAUGUGUGUGUA
Entelurus aequoreus (snake pipefish) is the source of this 1372-nucleotide messenger RNA. Its product is annotated as multidrug and toxin extrusion protein 1-like. Gene Ontology annotation, cellular component: membrane. The record is from RefSeq and is a predicted model, not a curated record. Gene Ontology annotation, biological process: transmembrane transport. Bases 264 to 524 code for a protein of 86 amino acids. Gene Ontology annotation, molecular function: xenobiotic transmembrane transporter activity; antiporter activity. The transcript has 5 exons. NCBI's taxonomy places the organism in Eukaryota, Metazoa, Chordata, Actinopteri, Syngnathiformes, Syngnathidae.